Molecule: messenger RNA, 1553 nt
Organism: Magallana angulata
Lineage: Eukaryota; Metazoa; Mollusca; Bivalvia; Ostreida; Ostreidae
Exons: 1
Coding region: 1-894 (297 amino acids)
Molecular function (GO): nucleic acid binding; zinc ion binding
Source: RefSeq, a predicted model, not a curated record
AUGACUAGUAUUCUCAAUGGUACACGUUUCAUGUAUAUUGAGCCUCUACCUGCUGGAGAAAGUCUUCCGAAAUUAAAUACAUGUGCAGGUCUUCGUUGUAAAAUAUUGCACUUUGGACAGCCAAAGAACAACCACAUACUUCAAUGCACAAACUGUUGGAAAACAGGUCAUACAAAAUCAAUAUGUAAGAACGAUUCUUGCUGCAAAGUAUGUCAAAAGCCUGGUCAUUUACCGGGACAGAAAGAAUGUCCACACUAUAAAGUCCAGAAGCAUAUCGUUCCAUUCAGCGGAUCACAAGACGUUCUGUCUAAUUUUUACCCGUGCGAAUUGGAUAUCUACGGCGUCAAACAUAAAUCCGCCGAACAUGCGUUUCAAUACACCAAAGCGAUUCGUUGUGGUGAUUUAGAUGCUGCGAGUAAAAUAACAGCUGCGGAAGACGCUCUCUCAGCUAUGCGACUCGGGAAAAAAAUUAAAACGAACGAACAAUGGAACGCCACUAAGGAGGCAGUGAUGGAAGAAAUUAUUGAAAAUAAGAGCGUGCAAGUGAAACUGUUUCAAGAAAAAAUACGAUCAACUAAACAAUCUACCACGUUCGUGGAAACUACCUACAACGACGAAUGGGGCUCCGGUCUGGAUAGGACAGGGACCAUCAACACAAAACAAGAUAAAUGGCCUGGUAAGAACACCUUGGGAACGAUCAUUAAAAAAGUGGCGAAAAAAGUUCGCAAGAGAAAAUUAAGUGAUAACGCACCGAAAGCACAAAAACAAAACCGCGAACAAGCAAAGCAACGAAAAAUCGUUGACAUGUUGAAAACAUUGCGUGCGGCAUCAGACAGUGAUGCAUCUGGCUGCAAUCCCGACUCCGAGAGUUCGGAAUCGGAGGGUGAGACCUAGGUCAGUUAAUCUGUAUUUUAAACUACAUAUGAAAAUUAUUGUUAUAUGUACUGUAGUUUACAUAAGAAAAAAUAGUUAAAAACGAAUGAACUAAAAGAACACAUGUCAAUGUAUCGAUUAUUAUUACUAUUUGUAUUUUUUUUUUCUUUUUAAUAUUUUGAAUUAUGGUAUUUAUAUAUAAACACAUAUAACACAAAGUAAUACAAAACCUUUGAGAAAUGAAUGAAUUAAAUAUACUGUCAGUCAAUGUAAGAGGAUUAAAUUCUAGUGAAAAAAAAUAUAAGAUUUACACAUGGUUAAAAGAAAAAAAAAUGGAUAAGCUUUUCUUCAAGAAACUCAUUUUAUUCAAAAAUUUGAAAACAAAUAUAAUUUUUAUUGGGAUGGAACAUCUGUGCAUGCAUUUUCAAACUCUCAGUUUAGCAGAGGGGUCACUAUUCUUUUUCGUAAAGAACUAAAUUUUGUAAUUCAAAAUACCCACCGUUCGGAAGAUGGUAGAAAACUUUUAGUAAACGUAAAAAUAGAUGAUAAAAACUUCACGUUUGUAAAUAUAUAUGCACCAAAUGAUGAUUCAAAACGUACAGCUUUUUUCGAAAGGAUGAAAAGAUUUAUUACACUGCAUUCUUUACAAGAAAGCGAUAAAUAUUUAUGUGGUGAUUUUA